Podospora bellae-mahoneyi is the source of this 2904-nucleotide messenger RNA. It is a transcript of the gene ERG9, whose product is annotated as bifunctional farnesyl-diphosphate farnesyltransferase/squalene synthase. Gene Ontology annotation, cellular component: endoplasmic reticulum membrane. Gene Ontology annotation, biological process: farnesyl diphosphate metabolic process; ergosterol biosynthetic process. Gene Ontology annotation, molecular function: squalene synthase [NAD(P)H] activity. The transcript has 5 exons. NCBI's taxonomy places the organism in Eukaryota, Fungi, Ascomycota, Sordariomycetes, Sordariales, Podosporaceae. Bases 1238 to 2644 code for a protein of 468 amino acids. The record is from RefSeq and is a predicted model, not a curated record.
AACAAGUAAAAAAGGAAUGACAUGCUCAGUUGGGGCAUCGGCACGCCAGGGAUGGAAGGGCUGAAAGCAAGGGCAGGAAGGUGGUCGUCUCAAAAUGACAGUUACGAACCCAUCCGCUACGGUGGGAGAGGCAGGCGGCCCCCCAAUGCCUGCACCGCAAUAGGGGUGGGAUGUCCAAUAAUUGCCAUAUAGGUGACCAGUGGUGACCAGAAGCGCUGAUAGAAAGGGAAGCUAACGCAGGUCUUGUGUUUUUGUGUGGCGUGGCCACGACAGCUUGUCAGCACUUCCUUCUGCAGUCCAAAAGACGCGACGUCCGGGGCUGUCUGUCAGAAAGUCGGUGGCCCAACAUCCACAACUCCGUAACGCCCAAUUGGGACGAAGACUGCGAGCAGGAUACGAAUAAGUGGUCUUCGCAAUCUGGAUAUGUUUUUGUAGUAGUUCCCACGACGGCUCCAAAGUCUGGACCCUGGGUACAUUGUAAAUGUUCCUGAAAAAUGGAGACUGAUAUGCUGGUGAAAAGGGGCUGGAAAGCUGACAGCUUGGCUGUCGUUCACCGUAGGUAGUACCCACCAGCCAUGGACGGCAACGUUGCUCAACAACAACAACAACAAUGACAACACCAUCUUCUAUGAUAGAGGCUUCCUAAGAGGAAUAUAAUAGAAAUCGGUAAACGGCACUUUAACAUGCAUACAAUUAUCCUAGAUCCAUUCCAGCGGUACACCGUCCUUCUGGGUGGGUGUCCGGGGAAGGAGCUUUGGCCACUUGAAUCGAUUGACCAAUAGCAAGGCGGCCCCGUGGCGGAUGGGCGGACCACUUUUCCUAUUUUGCCGGUUAAAGGGUGUGAGCGAAGCCAGCAAAAAGCUGUUGAAAUUGGAGAAGACAAAUUUCCUGUGGAGUAGCGACACCCUCUCGCCCCCGUCUCCAUUCUCCAUAUUCUCCCCAUGUCCCUCGUGUCUGCAUCUGGUCUUUCCCGAGCACAUCUGUAGCAUCCAACAAGUCGACAACAUUGUGAUAUUGCAUCUGCACUUCGCACUCUUGCACCAGAACAGGAACAUCACCAGAUUCGCACCUAGACGGCCCCCAAACCACCAGUAUAUAUUACACCAGGCGCUGGACACCCUACACCACUGUGUUCUGCACGUUUCGAACGACAGCCGCUCGUGUCUCACAGACACAACUCCCUCUAUUCGAGAAUUUAAUCCCGACGUCGAGCUCCCUCGACAAUCCACAGCCCAGCAUGGGUGCCGCCCAGCAAAUUGCUUACUUCCUCCUCCACCCUAAUGAGCUUCGGUCCAUCGCUCAAUGGAAAGUAUGGCAUGAGCCUGUCCACAGACGCGAUGCCUCCAAGGAGACGCCCACCGAGAAAUCAUGCUUCCACUUCCUCAAGUUGACGUCGCGGUCAUUCUCAGCUGUCAUUCAAGAGCUCAACCCCGAGCUCCUGAUGCCGAUAUGCCUCUUCUACCUCGUCCUGCGUGGUCUCGACACCAUCGAAGACGACAUGACCCUUGACAUCAAGGAGAAGGAGCCCCUCCUCCGCGAUUUUCACAACAUCAUGGAGCAGGAUGGCUGGACUUUUGACAAGAACGGGCCCAACGAGAAGGACAGGGAGCUGCUCGUCCACUUCGACGACAUUAUCUUCGAGCUGAAGAAGGUCAAGAAGCCAUAUUAUGAUAUCAUCAAGGACAUCACCGAGAAGAUGGGCAAUGGCAUGGCCGAUUACGCGCUCAACGCUGAGCACAACAACAUUGGUGUGGGCACCAUCAAGGAGUACGAGUUGUACUGCCAUUAUGUUGCCGGUCUGGUGGGAGAGGGCUUGACACGCCUGUUUGUGGAAAGCAACCUUGCCAACCCACAACUUCUGGUGCGCAUGGAUCUCACUGAGAGCAUGGGCCAGUUCUUGCAAAAGGUUAACAUCAUUCGCGACGUACACGAGGACUGGAUCGACAAGCGGCGAUUCUGGCCCAGAGAAAUCUGGUCCAAGUAUGUUGACAACUGGGACGACCUCUUUGCCCCGGCCAACCGCGAGAAGGCCCUUCAGUGCAGCUCUGAGAUGGUGCUCAACGCUCUCAAGCAUGCCGAGGAGUGUCUUUUCUACAUGGCUGGUAUUCGAGACCAGAGUGUUUUCAACUUCGUGGCGAUUCCCCAAAGCAUGGCCAUUGCUACCCUGGAUCUUGUCUUCCGCAACCCCGCCAUCUUCGAACGGAACGUCAAGAUCACCAAGGGAGACGCCUGCCAACUGAUGAUCGAGUCGACACAAAACCUGCGGGUGGUCUGCGAUGUUUUCAAGAAGUACGCGAGAAGGAUACACAAGAAGAAUGACCCCAGGGAUCCCAACUUCCUUGCCAUCAGCGCGCAAUGUGGAAAGAUCGAGCAAUUCAUUGAGACCAUCUUCCCAACGCAAGACCCUAACAAGGUCAGGGCUGGGCUCAAGCAAGAAGAUCCCAAGAUGGACGCCUUGGAGACUUUCUAUCUGAUUGCUGCUGCGCUGUCAACAUUCAUCUUGAUUGGUGUUCUGAUGAUUGGAAUUGCAUGGUACUUUGGUGCUCGAUUCGACCAGGUCUUCAAAAACAUCGACCAAAAGAUCGCCGGCACUGUUACCAGCUCAGUGGCUGCUGUUACCAGCGUUGCUCACGAGGAACUGUGAGAAGCGACCUGGCCCAGCAAGCAAAUUCGACCCCACGGCGCGCUCUUUUUUCCCCUCUUCACAGCGUGCGCUGAUAUUCGCUACAUACACUUAAUGAUAUACCUCGAUACACUGCGCUUUAUGAUGAACGAUCGGUUAGUUGGACAGGGCCACCUACCCAAGGGUUAUAUGGGACAUGAAUAGUAUUCUUGCGGAAUCGUUGUCACCAUGGGGGUACCUACCCGAGCAAUCUACUAAUACUAAUGCAUCCCUUCGGUGUA